Messenger RNA from Pestalotiopsis fici W106-1, 1866 nucleotides. RefSeq lists its product as uncharacterized. The record is from RefSeq and is a predicted model, not a curated record. Gene Ontology annotation, molecular function: serine-type endopeptidase activity; tripeptidyl-peptidase activity. Lineage: Eukaryota; Fungi; Ascomycota; Sordariomycetes; Amphisphaeriales; Sporocadaceae. The transcript has a single exon. Bases 1 to 1866 code for a protein of 621 amino acids. Gene Ontology annotation, biological process: proteolysis.
AUGUUUGCCAGAAAGCCUUUGGUAUUUCUGCUGUGUGCAAUCAGCAAGUAUACAGCGGCUCAUCUAUUGCGACAGGAAAGUGCAACAAAUCUGAGUCAGUGGAGUCGUGGUCCUGAAGCUGAUUCCCAUCAAGUUGUCCAGCUGUCGAUUGCCUUGACUCUUCAAGAUUCUGAUCUUGGGGUCGAAACUUUGCUUCGCAUCUCUGACCCAAACUUCCCAGAAUAUGGCCAACAUUUGUCGGCUAAAGAAGUUGCUCGCAUUUUUCAGCCCAAGCCAAAUGCCGCUGCCGACGUGUUGGACUGGCUCAAAGAGUCCGGUGUCGAUCUAAACCAUGUCAAUUUGUCCCACGGUGGCGAUCGCUUGUCUCUAAGUUUGUCUGUUCGAGAGGCCACCUGGCUCCUGCAGACCACAUUUUAUCACCACACACAUUACAAGACUGGACAGGGACAGAUUGGCUGCGAAUAUUAUCAUGUUCCACAAUCACUUUCUGGCUCUAUUGACUACAUCCUGACUUCUUCCCCUAUUCAGAGUCAUCAGCAGAUUCCUCGACAACAGAUUGUCUUGAAUGAUCAGUCCUUUGCAGUAGGACCCACCGCACCCGAUUGUCACAGUCAAACAAACCCAGAGUGCCUUCGAGAUCUUUACAAGAUCCCAAUAGAUGUGAUACCGCAUCCCAACAAUUCGUUUGGAAUUUUCGAACCAUCUUGGAUCUCUUGGAUCUCCGACGACUUGGACAAGUUUUUCCAAAAAUAUCAGAAGAACCUAGUCGGGUCGCGUCCCAAGUUUGAUGCAAUAAAUGGAGGAUAUUGGAACGAAACCAGCCCUUCAUUUCCAUUGCAUCAAGAACCCAACCUGGAUUUUGAGUAUGCAAUGGCGCUCACAUCACCUCAUGAAGUCACCAAUGUACAAGUCGGUUCCAACGUCGAACAAGGAAACCUAGAGGAUAUGCUUGUAGCGUUUGAUCAAUACUAUUGCGAUCCGAUCAACCCCGAGCACAAAAGGUUUCACGGCGGCAAGAAUUUGUAUCCGCCAGGGUGCAACGCCACGACCUGCGACUGCGGUUCAUCAUCGCCACCCAAAGUCUUGUCCAUAUCGUGGGGCUGGACGGAAGCUCAUUUUAGUCCAAACUUUUUGCAUCGUCAAUGCCUCGAGUUUCUCAAGCUCGGCCUAAUGGGCACAACCGUAGUCGUCAGCAUAUCGGAUGACGGUACUGCAAGUCAGUCGGGCGAGUUUUGCAUCGACGAUCCAUCAGGGAAUGCCACUGCCGGGAGAUUCAGUCCAGUCUUUCCAGGGUCUUGUCCUUGGGUCACGAGUGUGGGAGGCACGCGAUUGCUGCUGCCAGGGGAGCCUCGACCACCGGCAUCUUCCACAAAGGAGACAGUUUGGAGAGAACCUGUGCAUUCCUCUGGAGGCGGCUUCAGCAAUGUAUUCCCGGUCCCUCCAUAUCAAGCGCCAAACAUUGCGUCCUACAAGAACAUUGAAGGAGAUCACUUGAAUGAGAUCCAUGACCGUUUUAAUAGCACAGGCAGAGGCUUCCCCGAUGUAGCCGCCGUAGCACACAGGUAUGCGGUUGUUAGUCAAGGAAACGACACGUUGAUAUCUGGCACUUCGGCAUCGAAUCCAGUGUUUGCCUCAAUCAUCACACUGAUUAACAGCGAGCGCAUGCAUGCUGGCAAAGGUUCAGUUGGGUUCAUCAAUCCAGUCUUGUAUAGCAACCCGGGCGUACUCAAUGACGUUAUGACAGGCUCGAACAAGGGUUGCGGUAUUGGUCAGGCAUUUCGGGCCACCCGUGGAUGGGAUGCGGUGACGGGUCUAGGAACUCCAGACUAUAAGCGAUUGCGACACCUUUUCAUGAGUCUGCCAUGA